This is a messenger RNA of Dipodomys spectabilis (banner-tailed kangaroo rat), 1712 nucleotides long. RefSeq names its product SIL1 nucleotide exchange factor (gene Sil1). The transcript is spliced from 10 exons. The coding region runs from base 137 to 1540 and encodes 467 amino acids. The record is from RefSeq and is a predicted model, not a curated record. NCBI's taxonomy places the organism in Eukaryota, Metazoa, Chordata, Mammalia, Rodentia, Heteromyidae.
GUAAUAGCCGCGCGCUCACAGGUUCGUACAGUCGGCGCGGCGUUUGCGGAGGGGGAGCUGGUUGCCGUGGUGGCCGCCUGGAAUUGUGGGGUUUGUGUCUGCCCCUCGGCUGCCGUGCCGAAAGCCGAAGGGUCUGAUGAUGGCUCCCCAGGGCCUGCCUCCAUAUAGGAUGGCUCCCCUUGGAAUGCUGUGUGGGUUGCUAUUUGCCUCCUGCUUCAUCUUCUGCCUCAGUCAUCAGAACCCAAAUAAGUUUGCACUGACCAACCCAGAGAAGAGCAGCAUGAAAGAAUCAGAGAGAAAGGAAGCCAAAGCUGAAGAGGAUCUGGAUCCUGAGAUUCUGGAGGUGUUUCACCCAACUGAGGAAUGGCAGGCCCUUCGGCCAGGUCAGGCUGUUCCUGCAGGAUCCCAUGUACGGCUGAAUCUUCAGACUGGAGCAAGAGAGGUGAAACUCCAAUAUGAAGAAGACAAGUUCCGAAAUAAUUUGAAAGGGUCAAAAAAAGGCAAAAGGCUUGACAUCAACACCAACACUUAUACAUCUCAGGAUCUCAAGAGUGCCUUGGCCAAAUUCAAAGAGGGGGAAGAGAUGAAGAAUUCAAAGGAAGAUAAGGCAAGGCAGGCUGAAGUAAAGCGACUCUUCCGCCCCAUUGAGGAGCUAAAGAAAGCAUUUGAUGAACUGAAUGUUGUUAUUGAGACUGACAUGCAGAUCAUGGUACGGUUGAUCAACAAGUUCAACAGUUCUAGCUCCAGCCUGGAAGAGAAGAUUGCUGCACUCUUUGAUCUUGAGUAUUAUGUCCAUCAGAUGGAUAAUGCCCAGGACCUGCUCUCCUUUGGUGGUCUUCAAGUGGUGAUCAAUGGGCUAAACAGCACAGAGCCCAUGGUGAAGGAGUAUGCUGCAUUUGUGCUGGGGGCUGCCUUUUCCAGCAAUCCAAAGGUCCAGGUGGAAGCCAUUGAAGGGGGAGCCCUGCAGAAGCUACUGGUCAUCUUGGCUACAGAACAGCCUCUCACUGCCAAAAAGAAAGUCUUGUUUGCACUAUGUUCUCUGCUGCGCCACUUCCCCUAUGCCCAGCAACAGUUCCUGAAACUGGGGGGACUGCAGGUCCUCAGGAGUCUGGUGCAAGAGAAGAGCACAGAGGUGCUGGCUGUGCGCAUAAUCACCCUGCUCUAUGACCUGGUCACUGAGAAGAUGUUUGCUGAGGAAGAGGCAGAGCUGACCCAGGAUUCAUCCCCAGAGAAGCUGCAACAGUACCGUCAGGUGCACCUGCUGCCAGGCCUGCGGGAACAGGGUUGGUGUGAGAUCACUGCUCACCUUCUGGCACUACCUGAGCAUGAUGCCCGUGAGAAGGUACUACAGACACUAGGUGCCCUUCUGGCCACCUGCCGUGAUAGGUACCGUCAGGACCCACAGCUCAACAGGAUGCUGGGCAGCCUUCAGGAUGAGUACCAAGCACUGGCCACCUUGGAGCUUCAGGAAGGUGAAGAUGAUGGAUACUUCCGGGAACUGCUGGCUUCCAUCAACAGCCUGCUGAAGGAGCUGAGAUGAAGCUGGUCUUGACUACAGGACUAGACUACAGUGCUGCUAGGGAGGCCAAGGGAUGCCAGCAUGGGUGGGCUCUUCAUGGGACAUUGGGUGGUAGGGAGGACUUCCCUACUGGGACAUGGGCUUUAUCUGAGCAGGGCUGGCUUGACCAUUAAAUGGAGACAUGAAGGCCUGA